Messenger RNA from Laccaria bicolor S238N-H82, 1108 nucleotides. RefSeq lists its product as uncharacterized. Gene Ontology annotation, cellular component: ubiquitin ligase complex. The coding region runs from base 136 to 468 and encodes 110 amino acids. The transcript is spliced from 4 exons. The record is from RefSeq and is a predicted model, not a curated record. Lineage: Eukaryota; Fungi; Basidiomycota; Agaricomycetes; Agaricales; Hydnangiaceae.
UUUUGUUUCUCUUGCUCUCACACGAUCCUAGGCAACGUAUAAGAUCCCUACAGCUCCUCUUGCUCCGCCUCGAUACUAAUCUAGCCAUCGCCCCACAAGUUACGUCUUUACCCACAUCACACCGUCCAAAGCACCAUGGGCAUGAGCUACCGUCGUUAUCUCGCCGGAGAGCGCAUCUACGGCUGCUCAACCUGCAAGACUCACCUUGCUACUAUUCACUCGAUGAUGUCUCGAGCCUUUAAUGGGCAGCAUGGUAGAGCCUACCUUUUCGAUGGAGUCGUCAAUGUCAUCGAGGGCGAGCCCAAUGACCGUGCAAUGACUACCGGAAAUCACACUGUUCGGGACAUAUACUGCUGUAAAUGCGGCACCACUCUGGGCUGGAAAUAUGAUAAGGCUUAUGAAGCAUCACAGAAAUACAAGGAAGGCAAAUACAUCCUCGAGCGCAAUCUCCUCGUGGACGUGCAAUAAAGCGUUCACAUCUAUUCUGAUUCGCUCGUCUCUAGGUGAUGGUUGUAUACCUGCGACCUCAUCUCGAAGCCAAGCAGUAACCGGUUGACCCAACUACCCAGCAGGCCGUUUGAUCGUAUUUCUCUAGGUUUCACCUCACCGUCUUUGGCAACAUUCGCCAGUUUCAAGAAGAACAGGAAAUAGCAGGGGGUUCUCAUUAGGGAUGAAGGGCACGCACCAUUCACCUCCCUACUCACCCGCACACCGCCAGAUUUCAUUUCGACUUGUCGCUGACCCUUAUCAGUCUUUGUUUCGUGUCGCGGAUUCGCUGUCUUCGAUCUUGAAACCCUUUACCACCGUUUCAUGACGCCUAUUUCCGCAUCAUUCAUUACCGACAACUCAACAUAGAUUCCUCGGUUUUGAUAGUCCGCCACCAUACUCCCCGCCACAUUUCCAUUGUCAUUUAUUUCUCGCGACUUUUGGUUGUUGAAUUCAUCACUAAACGAUAUUCAUCCUUCGUCACUUACUUUGCUAUACCUGGUUUCCGGAACUCGUACUCGGUGUAGGCUCUACGAAAAGUGCCGAGAACUGUACUUAUCCCCACGAUUUUUUCUUCCAUCCAUGUACUUGCCUCCGAGUAAUCUAUGGAUGGGUGUAUCCG